Penaeus chinensis is the source of this 621-nucleotide messenger RNA. Its product is annotated as LYR motif containing protein 1-like. The transcript is spliced from 3 exons. Lineage: Eukaryota; Metazoa; Arthropoda; Malacostraca; Decapoda; Penaeidae. Bases 174 to 539 code for a protein of 121 amino acids. The record is from RefSeq and is a predicted model, not a curated record. Gene Ontology annotation, cellular component: mitochondrion.
UGUUGUUAAACUUGUGUUAUGGAAGUAGUUAGAAUUUUACCCUCUAGAGUCUAGUUCAACGUGUGUAAUUAUUAUUUUUCAUAAUUUACUACCUAUAGCAACUGUAUUAGGUUUCCUGUUGCUAAUAUUUAAGAAUUUGGGUAUCAAAUGCAUUAAAAGGAAGCUUGCAUCUCAUGGCCAACUCCUUAAGAAGCCAAGUCCUCUCCCUUUAUCGACGAGUCCUGCGUCUUGCACGCACAUGGGAGGCUCAGGACGUCAGAGAUACUGAAUUGGAAAGGAAAUACAUCUUUAAUGAGGCUCAGAAGUUAUUCAGAAGAAACCAAGACAUCAGAGGAGAUGAGAAUAUCAGGCAACACAUUGUGGAAGGGGAAUCUCGUUUGGAAAUAGGAUUACACUACAAGUCCCCAUACCCAAGACCAGUGCACAUGCCACCAAACACUAUCACAAUGAGAGAUGGCAAAGCUUGGGGCCAAGGAAACUUACGGAGACAGAAAACUUCUAGACCAAUUUAUGUAAAGUCCCUUGAUGAUGAGACGUGAUAUUAAGUCUGUAGAAAGUGCAUGUAUAUAAAAUGUUUACAAAUAUGUAUAUAUUUCUUGUAUUAAAAUCUGAAUAAGCAUU